GGGGAAUGGAUAGGAGCGAAAGGAAAGAAACCUGAAACGAGGUUAGAUAGAUGUUUAUAGCACGUUUUAACACGAAUAGAGCGACAUGUAUAAACUCGUUAUCUAGGAAGGUUUUAUUCUCUAAUUUUGCAAAGGCAAUUUUGAUAAAAAACAACAAAAAGAUACAAAAUGUCGAGAAGACCAGAACAUUUAGCCCCACCCGAAGUGUUUUACGAUGAAUCCGAAGCUCGAAAGUACACACAAAAUUCUAGAAUGAUAGACAUACAAGAACAAAUGUGUACACGUGCCUUAGAACUUCUUCUGCUACCAGAGGACCAAACAUUUUUACUCUUAGACAUUGGCUGUGGUUCUGGCUUAAGCGGCAGUGUAAUCGAAGAACACGGACAUGUGUGGAUUGGAAUUGAUAUAUCUCCUGCAAUGCUAGGAGUAGCUUUGGAAAGAGAAGUAGAUGGAGACUUAAUUUUAGGAGAUAUGGGUCAAGGAAUACCAUUUAAAGCAGGUACCUUUGAUGGAGCAAUUAGUAUUUCUGCACUACAGUGGUUAUGCAAUGCUGAUAAAAGUUCUCAUGAUCCAUCAAAACGCCUGUAUAAAUUCUUUUCCACCUUGUUCUCCUGUUUGUCAAGAUCUGCUAGAGCAGUGUUUCAGUUUUAUCCUGAAAACAGUGAACAAAUCCAACUAGUUACAACACAGGCCACAAGAGCAGGAUUUUAUGGUGGUGUAGUUGUAGAUUUUCCAAACAGUACCAAAGCAAAAAAGUAUUUUUUAGUCUUAAUGACCGGUGGACCUGCUGUUCUUCCACGAGCUUUAGACGUUAACGACGUCGAAACAGCCAUCCCAUAUGCAUCUAGAAGAGAUCAGUUAAGAAAAAUCAGAGGCAAACCUCUGAAGAAGAGCAGAGACUGGAUUCUUGAGAAAAAGGAAAGGAGACGAAAGCAAGGAAAGAAAGUAUCGGACGAUACAAAAUAUACCGGAAGAAGAAGAAGAUGUAAAUUUUAACGUCGAUUUAUUCUUAUACAUCUUUAAAUUUUUCUAAACAUACACGCGUAUAAAUUACAAUAGAUUGCAUUAUAACUUAAUCAGGAAUCAAGAAUUGGGACAAACUUCUGUGAACACCAGGAUGUACUGUUUUCUCUAAUUCUUCUCGAUCUAACCAACAGUGCUUUACAUUACUAGAAAUAUCACCGUUUAUAUACUUUGCCAGAAAAUAGAAAACUUUUGCUCCAUGUUUUCCUUCUGUUCGUAUACUUUUAGGGUAUUUAUAUUUAUAAAAUCCUAUUGGAGCAUUACCAUAAAACUGUACUUUUACAUUAUCUCCACAAAGUUCUUGCAAACUUCUAUGAGCAGUCUGAAACAAUAAGAGACCAUUAAUGUUGUAUUGAUAAUGGUAAUCAGAAAGAUGAGAAACUUAUGAUAAAGAUUACCUGUAUCAUAGUUUCUCUAUCUUGCCUUAUACUUUGAGGAGGAAUCCAAAAGUUGUUGUCACCAACUUUCUGUUCUACUAGUAAUAACAGAUUUUUAUCUAGCUUACGUCUCAAUGAUACAAUCACCUUAUCUUCAGCUUCUAUAAUACAUCACAAUUUUAGGACUCA
This is a messenger RNA of Osmia lignaria (orchard mason bee), 1589 nucleotides long. Its product is annotated as 18S rRNA (guanine-N(7))-methyltransferase. NCBI's taxonomy places the organism in Eukaryota, Metazoa, Arthropoda, Insecta, Hymenoptera, Megachilidae. Gene Ontology annotation, cellular component: nucleolus. Gene Ontology annotation, molecular function: rRNA (guanine) methyltransferase activity. The record is from RefSeq and is a predicted model, not a curated record. Gene Ontology annotation, biological process: rRNA (guanine-N7)-methylation.